Messenger RNA from Strongylocentrotus purpuratus (purple sea urchin), 1199 nucleotides. RefSeq lists its product as uncharacterized. The coding region runs from base 504 to 1085 and encodes 193 amino acids. The record is from RefSeq and is a predicted model, not a curated record. NCBI's taxonomy places the organism in Eukaryota, Metazoa, Echinodermata, Echinoidea, Camarodonta, Strongylocentrotidae. The transcript has 2 exons.
ACAAUACUCAUUACGUAAUCAAUCGAUAUAGGUCUGUUUGAUCUAGGCCUUCGUCUGUACAGUUCUCCUCGACGGCAGCCACUGCUAUUUGCUUUUCACCGUUUCCACAACACACCCCCGGGGGAAAGAGUUCUGGUAAAAGAAUCAUGUAACAAGAUGAUGACCAUCGGUGGAGGUGCUACUUCAGGAGUUGUCUGGGCAACGGGAUAUCAUUAAAACUACUAUUGAGCAGCCAUACAAGGAUCAUUAUUUGGAGUUAAACGCAUCAUACCGAAGUGAAUGAAACACAAAGCUGUAUAUGCUGGGUACUAAAAGAAAUUUGGCAGACAUUGCACUCUGAACAUCAAAAUUCUGACGAAAUAAAUCUGGAAUUCUCAAUGGAAAUUGAGAAGGUACAAAAAGUGUGAAAAACUUUGAAGGACAAUUGCUCAUAUAGCAACACAUUACAUCUCAAGUGGGAGCCAAAAUUUUCAACGAACGACUAGCUGAUUUCUUAAUCAGCCAUGGGAUGUUGCAGCAGCGGCCCUAAGAAUACUGGUGCAAACAAUUUUUAUGAAGACGGCGACGUACCAACGCCACAAGCUGAAGAAGAAAAGCCGCCGAGUCCCCCGCCACCAAUGCGAAGCGCAUCUAGGGCGAAUUUAUUCCACAGUGACGGGGACGAAGUCAAAGAGAACACUUCCUGUUGGGGAACUUCAUCAAAACCCAAACCCACAAAACCUUCGAAAAGAACUACCACUGAGGCAAAGAAGAAGGGUACCACCAAGGUAACCAAGAGUGCCAAGAAUACAAGGAGGCCGGAUGCAAGGGAGGAACAGGACGGCGGGAAUCAGCGUGGCAACCAAAGAUUAAAUCAGGUUGCACCCGAUGCAAUGUCGUUCUACCAAGACCCGAGAAGAAUCGAGAAUGCCUCGAGUCGGAAGAAGACUACGCAGAGAGCCCCGAACGAGGCCUCGUACGACACGAAGUCGGUGUCUUCAGCAGAAUCGGAAGAUGACGGGAAGGCCAGACGGAAAAAGAGCACGUCAUGCUUUGCAGGCUUUUCUCGCAAGCAGACAGUAGCGAGUAAUUUCCACAACCAAUGAUACUCUAAAUCUGCCUUGAUGAAUUAGGCGCAGGGAAGCGAUGACUCACCCAGUAGAAAGAAGGUCCUGGGUUCGAAACCAGGUACACACGCCAAGUAAGUAGGGACUUUUAGA